GAUUUGAUCGCAUAUAGUAAUUACAUUAAAGAAAAUCCCCUCUACCAGCCGGCCCACUACCGUCGGAUUAUAUACGCGCAACGUUAAUAGUUUAACGAUAGCAGUUAUGAAGUCUGUUUCUAUACUGUGCUUGGGGUUGUUGUUUGGGGUUGUAUUUGCUGAUGAAUCUUGUAGAAUAGGCGAGACUAAGCAAGGAGAGUGUGAACUAUGCGAGUGUUUGGUUUUACAAGAUGGAAUCGUCGAUUGGUACUGCACCCAGAAGGACUGUGGUCAUUAUUACCAUAAUCGUUUUAAAAGAGGUUCAGAGAAAUGUCCAUUGGGCGACCACAAAAUUGGGGAAUGUCACAACUGUAGGUGCAUAGCUGUCGAUGGAGAGGGUGGAACGGAUUGGGCGUGUUUACAGAGCUCUUGUACUCAGAAAGUUGAGGUUCCAAAGAGAGAAAAGGGAGAGUGUGGAGAAGGUGAGACCAAAAGAGACCGGUGCCGUAGCUGUACAUGUAUCAGUGACAGCGCUGAUUCACUGAGCAAGUGGGUGUGUUACGACUCGUGCUCAAGGAGAGAAGGAAAUAAGGAGCUCCCUUGUAAAUUGGGCACGAUUAGAAGAACGCCCUGCCAAGAAUGCAGAUGUGGAUUUUCCGGAGGAAGAACAUUUUGGACAUGCAUUCGCCACCAAUGCAACGAAACCCUUCGCCCGCGGAACGAACUGGUUCGCUUAAGAAGAGAUACAACGAUUGCGAGCGACCUGAUCAACACACCAUGCGCCCUCAAUGACUCGUUCAAAUUGGACUGUAACACAUGCUACUGUAAAAGUGAUAAAACUGGCUACCUCUGCACCAGUUUCACUUGCUCCGCUGAAAGUACCAACAGUUCCCUGGCGGUGAACAGUACAAUGGAAACGGUCACCCAGAGUGUUGAUACAACACCUGAAACCGUAACGCCUUUGGAAACCACGACUAACUCAAACGUUUCUUCAUCACCUCAAAGAUGAAGCCUAUCUUCACUUUCAUGCUAACAGUAUUCUUUAUAAGCUUCUCAGUAUAUAAGCUACAACCUUUGCUUAAAUAACAGGUACCUAAGAAAUACAGCAAUGUUCUGCUUCGAAAAA
This is a messenger RNA of Photinus pyralis (common eastern firefly), 1105 nucleotides long. RefSeq lists its product as uncharacterized. The transcript is spliced from 6 exons. NCBI's taxonomy places the organism in Eukaryota, Metazoa, Arthropoda, Insecta, Coleoptera, Lampyridae. Bases 107 to 988 code for a protein of 293 amino acids. Gene Ontology annotation, molecular function: peptidase inhibitor activity. The record is from RefSeq and is a predicted model, not a curated record.